AAAAACAGCGACUGGGGGUUGGCUUCGUCACACUCAGCUGGUAGCGAUGCUUUCCAGCACCAGCUAGCCGGUUAGCAGGCUCUGUGUGACGGGGGGAAGCCGCGUGGAAAGCUGGUAUCGUCCUGCAGCUGCCCCCAACAGGAACACGCAGGGGAGGGAACUCUUUAUACGUAAAUGUUCUUUAAACAGGUCCGAAAGUUUAAAUUGCAUUUGGCUUCGUAACGUAGCGGAGCAAGCCGGUUAGCAGUUAGUUUACCGCCACUAGCAAACUUAUCUUGGGCAUUAUUGGGUGGUCUGAGGCUGACAUCCAUGAUAACGGCUUUAGGGUAGCUUUAGCAAACGUAGCUAGACAAACAACAAUGAACGCCGAGGAGACCAGCGCGGCGAACAAAACCGUUCCGGAGGAUGAUGGCAUGACCUGGUGGUACCGGUGGCUCUGCAAAAUAGCUGGUGUUUUGGGAGGAAUCUCCUGUGCCGUAUCGGGAGUGUGGAACUGUGUCACCGUGAACCCUUUAAACAUCGCUGCUGGAGUCUGGAUGGUGUUGAACGCCUUCGUGCUGUUCCUGUGCGAGGUCCCAUUCUGUUGCCAGUUCAUAGAGUUCGCUAAUGCAGUGGCGGCCCGUGCGGACAAACUCAAACCCUGGCAGAAGGCCCUCUUCUACUGCGGGAUGGCCCUGUUUCCCGUGUUUCUCAGCUUCUCCUUCACAACGCUGUUCGGGAACGCCAUCGCCUUCGCCACCGGGGUUCUGUACGGCCUUGCAUCCUUAGGCAAAAAGGGGGACGCGGUGACCUAUGCCCGGCUGCAGCAUCAGAAACAGGGAGACGAAGAGAGGAUGACAGCAGCAGCUAAUGGAGCUCCGGAGUGAGCCCCUCCUCCUCUUCCUCAGUUUUCUUUAAGUCCCACACUUUUGCCUCCAUGUCCUGAACCCCCGCUGCAUCCUCCUGCAUUAUGCGUCCCUACACUACAUGACUGUUGCAGUUUUAAUUUAUUUACAUGCUGCUUUAUUCCUCUUCUGACCCAUUAGUAAGUAAGAAGACUGACACUGGAUUCUGAUCAUUAUUUGGCGCUUGAGGCGUAAAAGGGAUUCAUCAUUGUUAGAAACUGAAAUACUCAGUUGGUACGUUUAAAUGUUUUUACUCUUUUUUUGGGUUUCUUUUCCUUUUUUCCCCCCCUGCUGAUUUCUGUUGUGAACCCAGUUUUGUUAAAAGUGUUUAUCUCUCUGUUCCCCCAAAGUCUUUCAGGAAAUAGGAGCGAAAAGGAUUGAGUGUGUUUUUGAAAUGUACAUAAUUAUUCUCAGGCUCUUCAGUCUUACUUAAAAGCUUUGAUUCAGAGUUGUGUGACGGGGGGGGGGGGGGGGGGGGGGGCAGCACACAAAGAAAGAUCGAACAACACUCAGAUUUUCUUCUAAACAUCCUCUUUCUCUCUCUCCCUCUCUCUCU
Molecule: messenger RNA, 1440 nt
Organism: Menidia menidia (Atlantic silverside)
Lineage: Eukaryota; Metazoa; Chordata; Actinopteri; Atheriniformes; Atherinopsidae
Source: the annotation of a GenBank genome assembly